This is a messenger RNA of Trypanosoma brucei brucei TREU927, 723 nucleotides long. RefSeq lists its product as hypothetical. The transcript has a single exon. The record is from RefSeq and is a predicted model, not a curated record. Bases 1 to 723 code for a protein of 240 amino acids. NCBI's taxonomy places the organism in Eukaryota, Euglenozoa, Kinetoplastea, Trypanosomatida, Trypanosomatidae.
AUGCAACAACCGAUUGGCUUAACUGUCCAAGGCCUUCAUGGUCGUUCACGGCAGGAGCGAACAGUGCAGCAGAAACCUAUAAGGCGCCGGUGGUCAUCCCCGCCGUCCCCCUCUCCUUCUCUUGCGCCCUCCACACCACCUACAGCGGCGGCGUCAGUUAUCAACAAAAAUAAUCAAACGAAUACCGCGGUGGUGUGUCUGCCCUCGUCCCCUUCCACCGUUUCGCAGCUUGACCCGUCAGUCCCGUCGUCUUCGGCGCUUGCAGCGCUGGAGGGGCCACUUCCAGCGGAAGUGCGUGAAAUUAUCCAUAACAGUUGCACGGGAGAAGACGCAGAGUUAGCGGAGCGCCAGGCGCGCAGGCUACUGAGCACGAGUCGCCGUGUGCAUGUGUACCGUGCUGAGUUGCAAAGUGCUAUCGAAGAAGUGAAGGAUGUGGAGCAGUUGCUCAAACGGCAUCAAGUCAUUCAAACCGCUCUUCGCACGGAGCUGAAUGAUUUGAACGGUCGUAUUGAACAGCUGCUAAAGGAGCGGCGUCUAUGCGAGAUCCAGCUUCAGCAACAGGGAGAUGAAGAACAGCGAAGGGCGGCGAAGUUACAGGAGGCGAAUAUGCGGGUAGAUAUACUCCGCUCAACCAUAGAUAAGAUCACAAAUGAAACACUAGCGGGGCACGUGCUUCUUCAAAAGUUAGUACCGAAUCUACAUGUGAACAAUUACUUGACAUAG